AUGAGCCAAUCCAACGACAGCCAGAACGCAUUAGCCCCCAUCCCUCACCACCAAUACUCGCCGCCGCCGGCGUCGCAGCACCCGCUCGCGCGCGACGGCCUUGACCAGUCCAGCCAUGUCGCCCUUUUAGCCACGUGUGGCAUCACCGUCCGCGACUUCGCGUACGAGACAACACUGCCGCCCGUAACCACCGUCCCGCGAUUCGCCGUGCAAACACAGCCCAGGACCCGCACGCUCAAGCGCACGCGUGACAUGCUCAACGGAAACGCCGACGGCGAGGAGAGCGACGUCGAAGAUCCAUCGAUUCCCCGAACGUGGUAUAUCGAUUCGAACGGCACCGGCGUGAGCCGCAGCUCACGGUUCCGCAAGAGAGCGCAAGCGCUCGGACGAACGCUCACGGAGCCCGCAGACGAGGAGCCGGCGCAGUCCCAAGGCCUGACCACCCGCGAGGGCGGGUUUGCGCUCCCGUGCGCGCUGCGGGCGGUGUCGCCAGCGGGCCCGUCGCAAGGCGCACAAUGUCCGUCGACGCCGCAUAGGCCGCGGCGGCAGGCGCAGACCACGUCGCUGAGCCCCCUUGCCAUCACGAACAACGUCUCUCCCUCACAGGCGAGCCAGCAGGGCGAGUCGCAGGAAUCGGAGCCGUGGAUCGACACGCCACUCGUGACGCCUAAUGGCUCCCUACAGUGGCCGCUGCCUACCGUACAGAACACGAGCGCCAUGCCCGCCUCGCAGUUGGAGUCGAUUCUCCCGCAGCUCCCCGACGAAGACGACGUUACGAUGUCGCAGCUCGGUUUCUCCCCUGCGCGGUCACAGGCGCGGUCGCAGCAUCCCGCCGUGUUCGGGUCCUCGCCCGCUGGCACCCCGUCCCGUCGCCGACACGAUCUACAAUUGCCUCCACAGGCGGAGUUCAACCGCUUCGCACCUUCUUCAUCAAAGUCACCGCCAUCCUCCGUCUCGCCGCCACCCACGACCCCAGUACUCCAGGACGCUCGGCCAAGCUCCCCGCGGUACCAUCUCCGCCAACGACCUCCUGCGGCCGUGGUUGCCAAUACGAAGAAGCCCACUACCGGUCGAGGUCGUGCGCUGAGCCGUACUCGUACGUCGAACCAGGGCGCAGCGCGCAAGACGGAGAACGCGGCGCCGCCCGCGCGCAAGAAGGCGAAACCGUCGCCGCCCGCGGACGCACCGCUAGGCAAGACACGGUAUGACCGGCGGAAGAAUGGCGAUGUGCCGGUGUCCGAGGCUAUCAGAUAGUUUCCCAUCUUCCAUCCAAGCAGGACGCCCUACACUGCCGGCGUGCAGAGAAGUUAUCGAGUCGCCGACGGCCUGUGAUUGAUAUCUAGUCUGUCGGCGCUGCCCUAGGAAGAAGAAGGGGCGCAUCGCGUUCAAGUGUACAGAUGACAUAUCGUGGGUGUGUAUGUGUAUCCCUAGGAGAGGAAACCACCCGACCGCGUACGUAUUACAUUAUCUUAUUCCAGCUGUUGUGUUCGUGUAUUUUCCCCAUCCAACAUGUUUGUAUCCUCUCGUCACAGCACUCGGACGCCCCAUGGCCAGCUCCUAUGUUCCCCACCCCAUCCAUCCCCC
Molecule: messenger RNA, 1584 nt
Organism: Trametes versicolor FP-101664 SS1
Lineage: Eukaryota; Fungi; Basidiomycota; Agaricomycetes; Polyporales; Polyporaceae
Exons: 2
Coding region: 1-1254 (417 amino acids)
Source: RefSeq, a predicted model, not a curated record